This is a messenger RNA of Acanthosepion pharaonis, 822 nucleotides long. Lineage: Eukaryota; Metazoa; Mollusca; Cephalopoda; Sepiida; Sepiidae. The record is from the annotation of a GenBank genome assembly.
AUGCCUCUCUCCAACGAUCCGAUGUCAAAAGAGAUUAAUCAGCAGGUUUCUGCUUUUAAAGACAAGCUGAAAACAGAUGGUGAAGUUCUUAUUAAAGAUGUCUUUCCACGCAAAGUGGUGGAACUGGACAAUUUGUUCAAAACACUGACUCUUGAGAGAGUAAAUGACAUCCAUUGUGAUUUAAAUGUGCCCGUCCCUGAUCCUAUUGCAGUUGAUGAAUUGCCUUCAAAGAAGAGAAAAUUAGAUGAAAAUCAUACAGAUGUUGAUUCCAUUGCUGGUUCAAAAGUGAUUUAUCUACCAAAUGGUUCGAUUCCCACCAAUAAGGAAAUUUCUGGUCUUAUCCAAGUCUUAAAACCAAUCAUUCGACAGUUGGUCGACCACACAAAUAUGUUGAAAAUGUGGAUUUCUUUCCUUAUACCAAAAAUUGAAGACGGUAAUAAUUUCGGUGUGUCUAUCCAGGAAGAUACUUUGGCUGAAGCUCGUCAAGUAGAAACAGAAUCUGCUUCUUAUCUGGAAAUGAUUUCUCGUUAUUUUGUUACACGAGCAAAACUUGUCUCAAAAGUUGCAAAAUAUCCUCAUAUAGAUGACUACAGACAAUCAGUGCGAGAGUUGGAUGAGAAAGAAUAUAUUAGCCUGCGUCUUAUGACUUGUGAAAUCAGGAAUCACUAUGCCUCUCUACAUGAUGUUGUCAUGAAAAACAUUGAAAAGAUAAAGAAGCCACAAUCAUUUGAUAAGCUUGUCUCUCUUUUACCCCUCCCUACCUACUUCUUUGUCCCACUCACAUCCUCUCUCCCUCCUCGCUCUCUCUCUCUCUCUCUGUGA